AUGAGUUCCGGAGGUGGUAGGGGCAAGCCCAAGGGGACCAAGGCGACAGGCAAGUACGCCGAGCGCGUGGGCGGCGGCGCACCCGUCUACCUCUCCGCGGUCCUUGAGUACCUCGCGGUGGAGGUCCUAGAGCUGGCGGGCAACGCGGCGCGCGACAACAAGAAGAACUGGAUCAUGCCGCGCCACAUCCAGCUCGCUAUGUGCAAUGACGAGGAGCUGAGCAAGCUUCUAGGUGCGGUCACUAUAGCCGGCGGCGGGAUGUUGCCCAACAUCCACCAGACGCUGCUGCCCAAGAAGGCUGACGGCAAGGGUAAGGCUGAGAUCGGCUCUGCCUCGCAGGAGUUCUAG
Messenger RNA from Miscanthus lutarioriparius, 348 nucleotides. NCBI's taxonomy places the organism in Eukaryota, Viridiplantae, Streptophyta, Magnoliopsida, Poales, Poaceae. The record is from the annotation of a GenBank genome assembly.